AUGCGUUCAUUGCUUAAGAUCACCGUUCUGCUGUUUUGCGUUCAAGCAGGAGAAGGACAUUGGCUCAGGGCACUACUAGAAGACCAAGGUAAGACUGACUCCCCAAAGUCGGAACUCCGUGAUGAAGAGAAAAGAGGAGGUGAGAGUGAAGAAAAGGAGGGCUCUGAGAGGCACUUGAAAAGGGUGGUGCGGUUGCCCCGCAGUGUUGAGUCCCCAUGCGCUCUGCACUCCAUCCUCCUUCAGGUGCGAGAACUCGGGCUGGGCUACGACUCGGACGAGACGGUGCUGUUUAAGUACUGCAGCGGGACCUGCCCUCGCCUUGCCACCAACCACGAUCUGACACUCACCAACCUGCUGCUGAGUGGCGUCCUGAAAUACACCGGCCACUGGCAUCACCAGCCCUGCUGUCGCCCCACUCACCAUGAAGACAUGGCCUUCCUUGACAACAACCACCGCUGGCACAAAGUGGAGAAACUCGCUGCCGCUGCAUGUGUCUGUAUGGGGUAG
This is a messenger RNA of Myxocyprinus asiaticus (Chinese sucker), 507 nucleotides long. Its product is annotated as persephin. The coding region runs from base 1 to 507 and encodes 168 amino acids. The transcript is spliced from 2 exons. The record is from RefSeq and is a predicted model, not a curated record. Gene Ontology annotation, molecular function: receptor tyrosine kinase binding; growth factor activity; glial cell-derived neurotrophic factor receptor binding. Lineage: Eukaryota; Metazoa; Chordata; Actinopteri; Cypriniformes; Catostomidae.